UGCUGUCAGAGACGAAGGUUUCAGUCGACACACACGAUAAGAUGUCUGGAUGUCCCAGAGGUCUUCCAGGUCCAGCUGCAGCGUGAGAAACCCUCCAAUCAGAGCAGUCCAGUGGAGCUGUGACUCAUCAGGAAACAACUCACCUGAGUUGUUCUUCGUCGACAUUUUGGACUGUGUGAAGAAACUGAUCCAUCAGAGACCAGACUCUGCUGAACCUGAACCCAGCUGUGUGUCCUUCAAGAGUGACAGGUCAAAAGAUCUCGGCAUUAACUUUAAAGGUCAACAACCCUCUGCUGAAAAGAGAGUGGACCAGGAGAGCUCAAAGGUUCCCUGUGGUCAGUCUGCCCAGCAGCAUCAAACACACCUGGACUCCAUAUUUAUGCUGCUGGAGGAGAACAUCGUCACUUUUGUGAAGAACGAUCUGAAGAAGAUCCAGAAUCUUCUGAGUCCCGAUUACCCAGAAUGCUCAGAGAGUCAGAGGGAGGAUGAGGAUGAAGAGCAGAGGAGGAGCAGAGAGGCAUUUCUGAAGAUCACACUGCACUUCCUGAGGAGAAUGAAGCAGGACGAGCUGGCUGACCGUCUGCAGCGCAGAAGUCCAGCAGGAGUUUGUAAGCGUAAACUCAAAUUUCACCUAAACAAGAAGUUCCAUUGCUAA
Sander lucioperca (pikeperch) is the source of this 655-nucleotide messenger RNA. RefSeq lists its product as uncharacterized. The record is from RefSeq and is a predicted model, not a curated record. The transcript is spliced from 6 exons. The coding region runs from base 50 to 655 and encodes 201 amino acids. Lineage: Eukaryota; Metazoa; Chordata; Actinopteri; Perciformes; Percidae.